AUGGCCAAGGUCGACGCUGCGGUGGACGGGGAUUUUGCGGCCUCGUCCUCCGCACCGCCGAACCAAAACCAUGGUCCUGUUGAAGCCCGCUCUUUGUCGUCCAUCACCCAGAUCGCCUCGAAUCCUCCAGCGUAUCCGCGGAAUCCCACCCAGAAGAAGUUGGAUCCGUUGGUGUUGUACAUUGUGAGAGUGCCAGGGAGCAAAGACGUCUUCCUGUCUCCUCUUAAACCGCCUACGAAAGCUAGCGUGUCAGCUGAGGCUAUCAAUUCCUCCCUCUACUACUUGCAUGUUGCGAGUCCGGAUGACGAAAUCCUGCUAGAGGAAUUUGCGCACGAACGAGAAGAAGAAGCCAAGUUACGUAAGGAAGAAGGACACGAAGUGCAGCCUGAACUCGCGCAUUUGAAUAAUGUGCGACGUAAGCCCGUCGGUGGUGGUGGAGGUGGAAAUACGAGCCAGCCCCUCCCUGCUUCUCCCCCUCUUCCGGCCUUGUCGCAGCAGCAGGUAAAUUCUCCGCCGCAGUCCAAAACACCUUCACAGCUGCAACCGCAAGAGCGUCCGCAUCCUACAUUUCAGCUUCCUGGGGAGAAUGUGAAUCCUCACGGAGUUUCCGGCGACGAUAGGACGGCAAGGAGUCCUAUGCCGCGACGACCGCUUCCCCCCGUCCCCAGAGAUGAGGCUUCCUCGGAAUACCUGCAGAGCGCUCAUCCGGGCAAGAAACCCCAUCGAUGGAGUGCCCUAUCCGGGUAUAUUAAUGGAAAGGGUUUGGAGAACUGGAAAGAGAGGUAUGAAGGACGGAACAGUUUGGAUUCUAGGCCUCCGCAGCUGAGGCCACACUCAGCUCAUGAGUCUCCAUCUCAUUCUCGUCGAGGGUCACCAUCUAGAAGUCCGGGGCAAUCCCCGUCCCGGAGACCACCGCGCGAUCACAGAUCGCCAGAGAAACCUGGUUUUCAUAUCACCCUUAUUCGCCGUGAUCCCACACAUGGGAUUCAGUGGAAUGUUGCGACAAUGUCAACUCCCCGUUUGGACGGUGGUCCGAUCGAUAUUGAAAUCAACACGCCCGGAUAUAACAGGUUUCUUGCGCAAGACGAACCGCUUUCUCUGGAAAGUCUGGGGUUGAAUCUUCCACUGGACGGACGCAACCCCACCUCGCUUUCCGGUUUGAAAAUCCCUCCAAAGGCAGAUCCGCAGCCUCCCAGUGAUCCGUCCAAACCUCGAAAGUUCAACCGCAAGCUGUGUGUUUCAAGACCACAGCACGAGGAAGGGCGAGGCUCGAUGGACAUUCCCCGGCCCUCCAUCGACACCACUGCUAGUGGCCAUGGCCUUUCGAAGCUGAAAAGCGGCUAUUACACCUUCAGUUCUCCGUGGAACGGAACCUGCACGUUCUCAACCAGCGUCAAUGGUCGCAGCCUGAAAUGCAAGCAUAUGAUUCACAUGCCCACAGACGCCAUCGGCUCGCAUGAUUCAUCAGGAGCAAGCACCAACCCAGCCGUGACCGUUGCGGAAAUCCGGUUCAACACACCCUUCCAAGCCGGUCACCUUCACCACCAACCCGGGCCCUCUCACAUCUCUCCCUUCACCCUCAGCCAAACUCCAACAUAUAAAGAAGUCACCGGACCAGACGGCGUGACUACCACCAAACCUUCCAAACGAAAUUCCCUCGCCCUCUUCCUCAACCCGCAGGCCUACACCCGCCCUCGUGCCCACUCUGGCGCCAGUAACAACUCCAACUCCUCCGGUAACAACAACAACCAAACCCCCCCUGGUCUUACCCGGAAACCAUCAACGACGAGUACUAGCAGCGGGGCCGAAUUCGACGAAGACCGACUCGACUUCACAUUGGCCCGAGAGCCAGCAGGGGGAGGAAUGCGCGGAAAGAGUGCCAAACUGGGUAAACUCAUCGUCGAGGACGAAGGGAUUAAAAUGCUAGACUUGGUGGUUGCCUCUUGUAUGUCUGUUUGGUGGAAGGGAUACUACUAUUGA
Aspergillus wentii DTO 134E9 is the source of this 1980-nucleotide messenger RNA. RefSeq lists its product as uncharacterized. The record is from RefSeq and is a predicted model, not a curated record. The transcript is spliced from 2 exons. Lineage: Eukaryota; Fungi; Ascomycota; Eurotiomycetes; Eurotiales; Aspergillaceae. Bases 1 to 1980 code for a protein of 659 amino acids.